UUCUUGAUGAGUAGAGCAUCAAGAAAACAUAAAAAUAAAAACUUAGGGAAAAAAUUUGGAAUUUUAUUUCAUAAAAUAUGUUAGGAUUCCUCAAAAUCCUCUUCUCCAAUUGUAAACAAACUCAUAGAAUUGCUAGUAAAAAACCACUCAGCCAAUUUCAUUCAUCCUCUAUAACACUUCUUGAUUUUUCAUCAACAAGAAUUUUAUCAUUGAAAGAACAAUCGUCUCUGUUUGCUGAAAAUGAUGACUAUACCGAUGAUUUUCAGGUGAUGGAUUUUCCUGGUGGAAAAGUUCCAAUUACUCCUCAAAUGAAAUUUAUUUCGGAGUCGUCUGAGAAGAGAUUACCUUGUUAUAGAGUUCUUGAUGAUGAUGGUUAUCCACUUCCAGGGACAAUCUUUGAGGAGGUGAGCAAAGAAUUGGCAAUAAAGAUGUAUAGUUCAAUGGUGACACUUCAAACUAUGGAUACCAUUUUUUAUGAAGCGCAAAGGCAGGGGAGGUUGUCGUUCUAUCUCACAACUGCUGGAGAAGAAGCUAUCAACGUAGCAUCUGCUGCUGCUCUUUCCUUAGACGACUUCGUGUUACCUCAGUACAGGGAAGUAGGGGUUAUAUUAUGGCGUGGUUACCCCUUGGAACAGGUUGCCAAUCAAUUGUUCGGAAACAAGUUUGAUUAUGGAAAAGGAAGGCAAAUGCCCUGCCACUAUGGUUCUAAUGAGCUCAACUACUUAACUGUUUCUUCGCCAAUAGCAACACAGAUUCCUCAGGCCGUGGGCGUUGCUUAUUCCCUCAAAAUGGAAAAAAAGGAGGCUUGCGCGGUCACUUAUUUUGGAGAUGGUAGCACCAGUGAGGGAGAUUUUCAUGCAGCAUUAAACUUUGCAGCAGUAUUGGAUGCUCCUGUUGUCUUUAUAUGCCGCAACAAUGGAUGGGCCAUUAGCACUCCUAUAAACCAACAAUUUCGAAGUGACGGAAUCGCCUCUAGAGGACAAGCGUAUGGUGUUAGAAGCAUUCGUGUAGAUGGCAACGAUGCCUUGGCAACUUAUAGUGCUAUUCGUGCAGCUCGCCAAAUGGCAAUUAAGGAACAAAGGCCAAUAUUAGUAGAGGCCAUGACAUAUAGAGUAGCUCACCAUUCAACAUCUGAUGAUUCAACCAAGUAUCGACCCGUUGAGGAAAUCGAACACUGGAAGACAGCAAAAAGCCCUAUAUCAAAAUUCAGAAAAUACAUUCAAAGAAAUGGCUGGUGGAAUGAUGAAAAUGAAUCAGAACUUCGCGGAGACAUCAGAAAACAGGUGUUGCAAGCUAUUCAAGCAGCAGAGAAGGUGGAUAAACCUUCAUUGAAAGAUUUGUUUACAGAUGUUUAUGACAAAAUGCCAUUAAAUCUUCAAGAUCAAGAGAAAUUUGUUAAGGAUGCUGUAAAAAGAUCUCCAAAAGAAUAUCCUUCUGAUGUUCCUAUAUAAGCUUAUAGUGUGUUAUGAUAAGGGGCAGAGCUACAGCUUCGCAAUCAAUUCAUUCGUGUUGCGUAAUAUGUAUAAUUAAUUAAUUAGUAAACUCUGAAUCAAAAACUCGUAAACUCAAAAUCUCAACUCGGUUUCUGAAUAGCUAGCUAGAAAGCAACUCUGAAAUUGUCAGGUUCUAUGAAGUUAUAUAUAUAAAUAGCUACAUUAUAAACAAAAGUUCUGAAACAAA
Molecule: messenger RNA, 1680 nt
Organism: Solanum lycopersicum (tomato)
Lineage: Eukaryota; Viridiplantae; Streptophyta; Magnoliopsida; Solanales; Solanaceae
Product: 2-oxoisovalerate dehydrogenase subunit alpha 1, mitochondrial
Biological process (GO): branched-chain amino acid catabolic process
Molecular function (GO): oxidoreductase activity, acting on the aldehyde or oxo group of donors, disulfide as acceptor
Source: RefSeq, a predicted model, not a curated record